GGACACUUAAAUUCAGGCGGAAGCGGCUGGGAGCAGCGUUGAGAAAACUUCUUAGGAUAACCAGGAAGAUUUUGUUUGUAACUUAAAAUGUGUCAUUAAAUUGGGAGGUUAAGCGCGCAGCAAAGUUUCUCAAGACAUCUGGACGCGUCAAGAGGAAGUUCGUAUUACGCAUGGCGCAGGUCCGGAUAACUUUCGGGGGUGGAGAUUGCAAGAUUAUUAAAAAAAUACUAAGUGUCAAGUCACCCAUUGGCCACGCCGCUGUUUCGAUUUUGAAAAAAGUAGCGCCAGCACUUUGGUGCUUGUGGACAUGACGGUUUGACAUUGUGGACCGCGGUUUCAAAGGCUGGACUUGAAAGUGAGCCCAUGUGAAAUGUUUUCGACCCGGACAACAAGCUGGGAGGACAUCACUUGACAGAUGAACGUGGGAAUCAGCGUAGUCCGUCAUGAGGAUUCUGAAAUUACUGUGCGCUAUAGUCGGGCUUUUGGGAUCAAACGUUGCCAACAGAAACUGUCCGGACCUCAUCGUGGAUAACUGUCAGUGUUCGUCCGAGAGGUCCAAAGAGCUGAGCAGGCAGCACGUCCGGGUCAAAGUUGUGUGUGAUGAUGUAGACCUGCUGGAGACUCUGCACCCCAGCUUUCUGCCCAACAGAACCGUAUCACUGAAUUUGAAUAACAACAAGAUCACCGUGUUGAGGAAUGGCUCCUUCUAUGGCUUGGCAGCUCUGGAAAAACUGGAUCUGAAGAAUAAUCUGAUAAGCACAGUGGAGCCCUGGGCCUUCCGUGGUCUGCUGACUUUGAGGAGACUGGACCUGUCCAACAACAGGAUAGGUUGCUUCCACCCUGAAAUGUUUCUGGAUCUUGGAAAUCUUUUGAAAUUAAAUUUGUCUGGGAAUAUUUUCUCCACUUUGACUGUUGGACUCUUCACACACCUUUUGGCUCUCCAAGUGUUACACUUCGGUACAGAAACUUUAUUCUGUGACUGUCAGCUGAAGUGGCUUCUCUCAUGGGCUCGAAGCAACUCUGUGAGGAUAGGCAACAACACGGUAUGCAUGUUUCCCACCCAUCUCCAUGGCCUGGAGUUCCGCAAUCUUCGUGGACAGCAACUCAGAUGUGAUGGAGCUCUGGAAAUGCCGUUCUUUCAUUUGAUCCCUUCCCAGAGGCAGCUGGUUUUCCAGGGAGACCGUUUGCCUCUUCAAUGCACCGUCACUUACUUGGACCCUUCAGUUGAGCUGCAUUGGCAUCACAACGGCCAUGCUGUGCUCAUGCAAGAGGACCGUGGUGUUUAUGUGGAAGACACUUUGCUUCAUGACUGUUGUCUACUUACCAGCGAGAUCAUCCUCACCAACAUCGACGUGGGCCUUACCGGCACCUGGGAAUGCCUGGUGACUAGUUCCCGUGGCAACAGUUCUCGGCAGAUGGAGAUAGUUGUCCUGGAGAUGUCUGCACCAUAUUGCCCUGCUGACCGAGUCACUAACAACAAGGGGGAAUUCAGGUGGCCCAAGACUCUUGCAGGAAUCUUGGCCUUCUUUCCCUGCGCUCCUGCUACCUUUGGUUCCGCCCCUCACCCUUCUGGCAGUGCUCCUCAGCCCUCGGGGCAUAAGGAGAAGAAAGCAUGGCGUCGCUGUGAUCGGACUGGACGGUGGGAUGAAGAAGACUACACUCAGUGCCCUUAUGCCAGUGAAUUCACACGUGUACUACAUGAGCUCACCCAGAUAACCGUCAACACUACCAAUGCUCAGCCUUUGGGGGAGCAGUUAGUGGCCUUCACCAGCAGGGCGGCUCACUUUACCGAUGUCAUGGAUGUCAUCUUUGUUACACACUUAGUCGAGCGACUGACGAGGCUGGCAAAGAAGCGCAAAGAACUGGGAGACUACAUAUCAGAGAUAGCCAGCAACAUGAUGCUCGUAGAGGAGCGUAUCCUGUGGAAGGCCCAGAAUGAAGCAAGAGCAUGCACUCGAAUUGUGCAGUGUGUUGAACGCAUUGCUGACCUGGCACUAACUGGAGAAAAUCAGGCUAUUUCAAAGGUGUCUGCUAACAUAGCUCUGGAGGCCUUUCUGAUACGACCCUCCAACUUUCUUGGUCUGUCUUGCACGGCACUCCAACAGCCUCCAUUGUAUAAUGCAUCACCCCGACUGGAAAGCCAUACCACCAAGGACAAGGAUUCAGGCAGUAACACCAUGGGCGAAUCGUUCCUCAACUUUAAAUGUGACACAAUAAAUCGAAGCUCACCGGCCAGCCAUCUACUCAUGGACAUUUCUUGUCACAAGCCAUUAUGGUCCAGUUACACUGGGAAUAAAACAGGUCCUGACAGACUAAAGAUAAAUUGCGGCCAUCCUGUCUGCUAUAAGAAUUCUGUGGCAGUCGCCUCCAUCCAUUUACCUCUGGCUGUUCCACGCACCUCCUCGUCUGCUUUGCAAUCUGUUGAUAACUCCACUUGCAGGCUGCAGUUCAUCGUUUUCCGCAAUGGCAAACUCUUUCCGUGCAGAGGGAAUUCGUCCAAUCUCGCAGACGCCGGGAAGCGCAGGAGCGUGUCAACACCAGUUGCUUUCACCAAAUUAGAUGGCUGCAGCCUGGGGAGCGCCGUGCACUCCGUCACUAUUGCACUCAGGCACUUCGCACUGGGGGUAGAACCCACCGCAGCCUAUUGGGACUUUGACCUGCUGGAUGGACAUGGUGGCUGGAGGGCAGAGGGCUGCCACAUAACAGGCUCCGGUGGAAAUACGACCACCAUUCACUGCAACCAUCUUAAUAACUUUGCUGUGCUCAUGGAUCUGAAGAAGGUGCUGUCUUUCCCCCCAUUCCCAGGGGAAUUUUUGCACCCGGUCGUGUAUGCCUGCACUGCGGUCAUGUUGCUCUGCCUCUUUGCCUCCAUCAUCACAUAUAUAGUGCAUCACAGUGCAAUCCGCAUCAGUCGGAAGGGAUGGCACAUACUCCUCAACUUCUGCUUCCAUACCGCUCUGACCUUCGCUGUGUUUGCCGGCGGCAUCAAUCGAAUCAAAUAUCCCAUCAUAUGUCAAGCAGUCGGGUUCGUGUUGCACUACUCGUCUUUAGCGACCAUGCUGUGGCUUGGCGUGACAGCGAGGAACAUUUAUAAGCAGGUGACUAAGAAGCCUCCACAGAGCCAAGACGGCGCGGACCCGCCAAGACCCCCUAAACAGCCACUUUUGAGAUUUUAUCUAGUCAGUGGUGGAGUGCCCCUCAUCAUCUGUGGGGUCACCGCAGCUGUCAAUCUUGACAACUACGGUAGCGGGGAGCAAGCACCCUACUGUUGGAUGGCCUGGGAGCCAAGUCUGGGAGCUUUCUUCGGCCCAGUGGCCCUCAUCGUCUUGGUGACGUGCAUCUACUUCCUCUGUACCUUCAUUCAGCUGAGGCGUCACCCUGAAAAGAAGUAUGAGCUUAAGAAGCUAACAGAAGAGCAGCAAAGGUUGGCCUCCAUCGACGUGCCAACUCCUUGCCAGCAGGCGGCCGAGCCUGGCGUACUGACGGCACCACCUGCUGGGAGCCACUGCCCCGCCGGGUGCCCAGGUAUUCCGAUUAAUCCUGCACUGCUGGCCAACGAGCACUCCUUCAAGGCCCAACUACGCACAGCGGCCUUCACGCUUUUCCUCUUCCUGGCCACGUGGACUUUUGGGGCACUGGCUGUGUCACAGGGUCAUUUCCUGGACAUGAUCUUCAGUUGCCUGUACGGUGCCUUCUCUGUCACACUUGGCCUCUUCAUCCUCAUCCAUCAUUGUGCCAAACGGGAUGAUGUUUGGCAUUGCUGGUGUUCUUGCUGUCCUGGAGGGCGGGCCAACAAUUGCUCCGUUGCACAUGGGCAAGUGCCGCCCAAAGUCAAUGUAAAUGGAGAUACUCCUUCGCAUGGCCACGGUCACGGUCACUGCCACCAUGAAUCCCCGUGUAAAGCAGUGAUAAGCUGUAGUCACGGUAGUGUAAGUCACUGUAAACAUGCUGCCCAUCCAUCAUCACAGAAUCAUGUAACUUGUCUGACACCUGUGACUCCAUGUUGCGCUGCCCUGCAUAGCCAGCAGCUAAUGGAGGAGGAACCUACUGCAACACACGUGCUGCUACACGCUGAUCCCGAGGGUUACCGGCCGGGGAUCCAGUUGCACCCCUGUUUGAAGAGCAGCGGCAGGACUAAAGGCCGCCAUUUCAACCGCCGUUCUGCCACCAGUAUUUGUGGUGCGGGGAGUGAUAGGGAAUAUGCCUAUCAUAUCCCCUCCAAUGUUGAUGGAGGCAGCGUUCACAGCUCACACACUGAUAGCCCCCACAGCACUCACGAGCGCCACAUCCAUACUUGUCCACAUCAGGUCCACGAGGGCCUCCACGAGGGGCAUCAUACGUGCCACGCGGCAGCAGCUACCGCACAUGAGGCCGUCGCAUGUCAUAAUCCAUGCCACCGGCAUAUGUGCUGCACCAAAGCGAAUAUUUUCCCUUCUCUUUGCCCGGCAGAGGCAGCCGACACAGGCGUGUUCCUGUGCGGGUGCAGCAAAGCUGCGGAGGAGGAGCAAAUUACGCAUCACCAUUUGGAAAUGCACGCCCCGCGCAGACAAUCCUACCCGCAGAAUCCGCCCAAUCAGAAUGGGAUUCUAAAAGGUGGCUUGCAUGAGGGACUCCUUUACAGUUCAGACAGUACAGGGAAUAUACGCACUGGACCCUGGAAGAAUGAAACUACUGUGUAGUCAGGGAUGGAUCGCGGCAGCACCCUUCAUGCCACCAAAAAAAAAAAAAAAAAUCUUGUCUCCCAGAAUAUGAAAACAGUUUAAUCAUCUCAAUCAGUGUGGGAUAAUGUCCUCAUAUUUGUAUCUUAUACUGGACAGAAAUCUGCUACAGUAUAUGAAGUUCUCCCUGAAGAAAACCCAUUCCCAAAACAAUCUAUUUCAUUAAGAUAAAUAUAUGAACAUGUCAAAAGAUACACGUGAACAGAAAAUGAUUCCACUCUUAUCACCACAUAUCCUUUUAUGUAUUAAAAGAAAUUGAAUGGCUGUAUGUGUGGAUAUGUGUGUUAGUGCUCAAAGGCAACAAGCUGCAAGAUUUUUUUACGCUUUGAGUCUGAAUCCAUUAACUGAUCCAAUUAACCAAAACUUUCAACAAUUCAUGUCAUCCAUGUUUUAGACAACUAAACCAGCAAUUGUAGAUUUCUUGGGUUUCUUUGCCAUUCAGUCAAACUGUGAAUAUGUACGAGAUAUUUUCUAAAAAUACACAAAAAAAGUUAAGCAUUUAAGUGAUACUUUUUCUAGACGGGGGAAAAAUGAAGUCAAACGCUUUUUCAGGUUGGUCUUAAAUAUGCUCUCUCUAUGGUGUUGUUACUGUUACAUUUUUUUUCUUCAGAAAAUAAGUUUUACCAACUGUAACAAUGUGACUGCAGUUUCAAGUUUGUCUUAAAGAUUCCCUGAGUCUAGAUUAAUCACCUGUCUGCAACCAUGAAGACACAGUAGAUAAGUUAUUCAGCCACAAAGGACAUACAGUGGUGCCUUGAGGUAUGAGUUUUACCAAAAAAAAUAGGAACAGCAUUACCCUCUUCGUGCACAAAUUAUUAUUAUUAUUAUUAUUAUUAUAUUUUUUUAACCCCUUCAGACCUAAGCAUCCUGCUGAAGGACAUAACGCAUGUGCGCGUCUAAACCAAUAAAUACACUGAAUUUAGUUGCCACUUCUGGGAGAUGAUUGGAUGAUUGGAAACUUUACCCAUUAACAUCAAAUCAUGAGGUUUGAUACGGACUUUUUUGCUAUUUUUGGCUUAUUGAAAAUGGCUGACCAAACUCAACUUCAAAAAGGAUAAUGUAAGGUGCUCAUUUCUCAUUAAAAACACAUUAACAUUUAAAAUAACCAAUAAAUUCAUGAAAUAUCCUCGACCAAAAAGUUGCGCUUUGUUCUGUUGUUUGAGUAUAGUCAAAAUCAGCGCAGAAUUUGUAUUUAUUUUUUGCCCAGCAGAAAAAAUGCGGGUCUGAAGGGGUUAAACCUCUUACAGGGCACUCAUUUAACUCAUUGACGGUGCUAGACGUUCAAUAUGUCCGUCCUUCCAAGUCAAAAUAAAUCGGACGUCUAGCACCGUGAAUGGCACUCACAGCCGUUCUUCCUUGUCUAAAUUUGACGCCUGUUUCUGUCAAUGCCAUGCAAUGAGUUAAUUACUAUGAGGGGGAAAAAAUCUAAUUAAAAGUGUUACUUCACCCCAUAACCACAGUCAUUUCUGUUUUUAUUCAUUUUAAUUCCAUUUAGUUUUUAUUCAUUCGCUUGAUUUAUAAAUUUGUCAUUAUAUACAAAUAAUAUAAAAUAUACAAUAAUGAUUCAUAAUUUUAAGAAAUUACCACACAAAUUGCUACUAUUUCUGUUUACUUAAGUAAAUUUAUUACAUUCAUAUAGGAAAAGACAACUGUCCACUGUAGUGACCAUUGCCCAUGAAAGGGUUCAUAAAUUUCAGCCUCCGAAAAAAGCUUUUUAAUGUUUAAAUUAGGAAAAAUACCACGGCAUAGUUUUGUACUUUAGAAGAAUAUGCAGAAGUUAGUUAUUAAUUAAAAAUAAUGUAAAGAAAUUCAAGCAUAUUUUUUUUUCAGUCAGUUUCAGUUUUGCUAAUAGCAUUACCACACUGCAACACAGAUUCCAUUUUGUUUGCCCAUUUUCAUUAUGCAUUAGCAUUAUUCAAGCAGACCCUAUGACAAGUUAUAAUUUUACUUUUAUCACCAAAGUAUAAUUAUUGUUUUAUGUUUAUGUCCAAAUAACAACUCGUACCUCAAAUAGUGAGUUCUCUUCGAUUAGGACAUAUCUCAAGGCACUCGUGUACACUGUUCCAGUAAUCUCAAGUGAAACAAUAUAACACAAGGCAAUGGCAUCGCAGGCAGGGAAAAAUGAAUUAGCUUAAAGAAAUAUGAGCUUAAAGAUAUCAAAAUGUAAAUGUAACAAACAAAACAAAGUCAUGAUUGUAGAGUAGUCUGAAGGUCCAGAAUAAAAAUUAUUAAUACACCAUCCAGCGUUGAGGCUUAUGUGUUAUAACAAAACAUAAUUAAGCUAAUGUAUUGCUAAAUUUGUUUUACUUACCAUUCAUCUUCAUUAUAAAAUCCCAAAGCAAGCAUGAUCUCAUAUAUGCAACCAUCACUUGCUUUUCUGACUUUUUUCACCCAUGAGUAUUUGAUCUGCCUUUGACCUGAAAAGACUGCUGCAGUUCAUCAUAUCAAUUCCGUCAAAGCCUUAGAUUAAGCAUACUUAAAAACAUCAUUUUUUUCAAACAUUCGUUAUAAAGUCCAGUUUGUGAGUUUAGAUGAUUACGGCUUGGUCAUCAUGAGUAUGCUAAAAGAGUAAGAGAGGUUGUGUAACAUCUGAAACCGCAUGUCUGUGUUAAUGAAUGAUGUUUUUAGGUGUAUCCAAAACACUGGUCACACAUUUCAUCAGAAAAUCAAAAAACAAAAAAUAAAAAGUGCGUAUAAUCUGCAUAUAGACCGCAAACCCUGUUCUCGAAAAAUCACCUUGGCAUGCACAUCAUGUCUUUCUGCACUAUGUGCACUCCUGCUGUGUGAAUAAAAAAAGACUCCUGGUUAUUUUCCAUCAGAUUUAAAAUGUUUAUGAAUACAGUAAUUCUAUAUGUGAGGUAACGGGAAAAUACUGAUCUCUCAAUAUAAUACUCAGUAUCUGAGUUUGGAAAUAUCUUUUGUUUUCUAAUGCCUUUUAACGUGUUAUCAUUUUUGUUGCCAUUAACAUAAGUAUGCAGAUCUCAAUGUGUUGUGAGACUUUUUUCCUUGUAUAUCAGAAAUAGAAAUGCACUACCCAAUCUAAUGUUUGACCUAUCCGAAUGACUUUACGUACAGUUUCAGUUUGAUGUUUGUUCGGACGGGAAUAUCAAGAUUAAAUAAUGUGACUUCUAUAAAAACGAGAAGAGCGGACCACUUAUGAAAUGCUUGAUGGCAUAUUUUAAAUGACGAAACCCCUUUUUGUUGUGGUGGGGUUUUUUUUGGGUGUUUUUAUAGAUAAUGCAUGAAUAUCUCUCUCCACAGAGUCAUUGGAGUUUGUCCCACAGUCCUGGACCAAAUUAGUAAUUAAAAGCUGAAUUUUAGUGCUUAAAUAUUGGCCCAUAUACUUAUAGUCGCUUAGAUACUGGCAGACUGUCACUCUGCCUUUUCAGCUGUUGGAAAGGAGAGAUUAAAUUAUUACAUGAUAACAAACACACAUAUACGUAUGAUAUUAAAUUAUUACAUGAUAACAAACACACAUAUACGUAUAUAUACAUUUGUAUGUAUAGAGAGGGAGCGAGAGCGAUAGUUACACAGACAAAUUACCAUUCACAUUAAAAAAAAUAAAUAAAUAAAAAAAAGGAAAAAGUACUACUUGGGCAAAUCACAUUAUUUAACUAAACAGUGGUCUUGGUUAAUUGCUGUGCGAGUAUUUGCUAAAUGUUUUGUUUCAAUGUGUUUGGUGUCAUAGUGCCACUGUAGGAUACCCUCUCUAUUGUCAGCAGUAGCAGGUAUGCUGACCCAAAUGAGCAUGAUGACUUAAUUUUGGGUCACCUGGGCAACUGCUUGAAAACUGACCAGUGGUACUGUGACAAAACCCAAAGCCAGUUUUCACUUUUUUCUACAUUGACACAGAUUCCAAUAAAUGUAUUUUUUCACCAUGUAACUAGCCAGAGUAUCUUUGCAAUGUGUUUGUGAGUCAGCCUUCUUUAUAUGUGGCGGUGAAUGUGCAUAAGGCAAAAGCCUGUUUUGUUCUCUCAGUUCUUGCCACAGUGUGUUGACAACGGAGAUUUCCCACUGAGCUGCCGCAGGGUAGGAUUUUUAUAUGCCGCAGGCUUGGAUUCAGUGUAGUGCGCGAAUAUGCGUCUCUAUACGCCUCCAAAACCUUCAGCCAUGCAUGCACAUGCAUCGUUCAUACAAUUCUAAACCUUGGAACACUCUGUUUGGGCAUCUUUUAUAUGCAAUUUAUCACUAAUAUUUAAAGAUGUCCAUUCAAAAUGGAUUCAGAUCAAGCAGGGGUGUCCAAACUUUUUUUUUUCCUCUCUGAGGGGCCACUUUCAAAAUAUUCAGCGGAUGCGAGAGCCAACUUGAUAUUCAAUUACAAUUACAAUUAUAUUCCAAUUAUAUUUCAUCAAUUCAUUGGAUUGGAUGUUGUCAGGUUUGGUCCCUAAGCUAAUGGAGAGUGACUGUUUGAGUGCUAGCCUCAUCUAGCGUUAUGCUAAGAACUGCAACAAAAUGUAGGCUGAAUUUAUUCUUCUUGUGUGGGCCAUAUUGAAUAAUAUUUUCCAUAUAAACACUGGGCAGCAUGCUGCAGUUGGCCCAUGAGCCAUAGUUUAGACACCCCUGCACUAGAGAUUUCUAACCAGUACGUGGUAACCUAGUGUCUUGUGAGAGAUCAUAUGGGAAAUUUUCGAAUUUUACUUAUCGUAUUGGCCCCAAUAUAAAAUAGUGUUUUUUUGCAUUGAAUUAAGACUGAAAAAAUGGGGGUCGUCUUAUAUUCGCGGUCUAGACAUUAUACCCAUUCACGACGCCAGAUGGCGCCAGAUAUCAUUGAAGCGAUGUUUUGUCAUGACAGAGCUCAGCUACUCUCAAGUUUAACCAGUUUGCAUUACUUUAUUGCAAUGUUUUUCCUUAUUCAGAUUUGUUUCAAGACUACAGUUAGACUUCACUGUGGUGGUUAAUGCAGUUAUUGCAAUUUUGUUGUUUUAUCACAAUAUAUUGGUUUAUUUACAUUUCAAAAACCAGAAGCCAUUCAUUUACGAAUGUGAUUGCGCUUUAGUUUACAUAUUUUAAAUGUUCAGAUAUUAAGAUUUGAAUGAGGCAAAAUAACAUGCUUUUUCUCUCAAAUAUAUUGUGUACAUGUUUCAGAUGUACUGUAAUUAUUUUCUGUAUAAAAAAUAAUUUGGUGUUCAAAAAGUCUUUUUUUCAAACUUCAGUCUUGAAAAGAGGGGGUCAUCUUAUAAUCAGUGCUGUCUGAAAUUCGGGCAAAUACGGUAAUUGGUCCAAAAGCUUCUGUAUUUAAGUACCAAUGUAUCCUUUUCGUCUCUCUAUGGAGGCGAUUAAGUGUAUUUUAACAGGCAGAACAAUCAAAUAUUCUUCCACUAGCGUAUGCACUUUUUUGUCUAUUGGUGGGUGCUUAGAUUUUUUUGUGAUGUAAAAUAUGUGCCUUGAUUGUGAAAUCAAACAUGGUCAGGGAGGCUCUUGAAAGGUUUAAAACAGUUUAGAUAAAAUUUGGUGUGUAAAAACCAUGUUUUUCGGGUGUUUCCGUGAGGGAAUGGGUGUAUAUGCUAAGGCUUCCUUUUUUAUUUCCGUGAAUGCAAACAGUAAAACCAGAAGAACACCAUCCGCCUCAGGUGAACAUGUUACAGAAUAAGAACUAUAAUUUUCAGACCAUAUGGCACGCCUGACUAUAAGCCACCACCCACCAAAUUUGACAUGAAAACGGUAUUUGUUCAUAGAUAAGCCGCACUGGACUAUCAGCCGCAGCUGUCCUAACUGCAUUAUGGGAUAUUCAUUCCAAAAAAAAAAAAUUAACUGGCAACAAUUUAUUUGAAAGCGGCAUCAUAAGACCAAAAGAACCACCAUGAAGCUUUGAACCAAUUGGCCGUAAGGCUUCAUUGCUUCAAGAAGCUUUAUUUGGCCAUCACUGCUCCCUUGGGGGAGAGUGAACCUCUUCUGCCACCUGCUCUCAACGCUGUUGUCAUCCAACAUGCCCCCUAGCAUGCAUUGCGGCGCUACAUAUGUAAAUAACAAUCCAAAUUCAUGUUCUGUGUUAAUUAUUUCUUCCGUUACUGUUCCAGUUGUUUCAUUAAUUGCGAGCUAUGAUAUUUGGCAACACAUUAUUUGACAGUAAUGCUAUAAGACUGUCAUAAUCAUCAUAAUUGUGAAAUGACACUGUCAUGAGCGUUAAUGAAUGCUUAAGACAGCAGCAGCAAAUUAUCUCACUUUUGAAUGGAUGUAAAACGUCCGAACUGGACAUAAAUGAAGUUAGUGACGUAAUUUGCUGGAUGACACUUAAUGACAUCUGUCAUAAGCAUUAAUUAAUGCCCGUAAUAGUGUCAUAAUUAUGACGGUCUUAUGGCAGUCUUAGGACGCCGCUGUCAGUUACCUAUUAACCCAAAUAAAUCAACAAAUAAGCCGCACUGGACCACAAGUCGCAGGAUUCAAAAUGAGGGGAAAAAGUAGUGGUUUAUAGUCCAAAAAUUACAGUAUAUACAGUACGUACUAUAAUUUUGAAGGGAAAACAAUACAACGGAACAAAUCACCAGAAAUGUUUUCCAGUCAUAUGUUUCUUUGUCAUUCAGUUACUUAUAGUUUAAUUUUCCACUGUGUGGAACAGGCUAGUAAAUAUGAGCCUGAGCAGAGAGAGGCCAAGUGAGAAAGUGCCUGUGUUGUUAGCCGAAGACAAUGUAUUACGCCUGUGGGCACGCAUGAGUAAUCAGAUGUGGAAUAACAAGCAGGACUUUGCACACAUUCGCUCUCUACUUUUACUGAGGCAUUAACGAACCAUUGUAGGCACUGCAGAGGACUACAUAUGAUUGAGAAGUCUCUUUGUGCUGGAUGCUCUUUUGUUUUUAAUUGUGAGAAAAGAGAAAGACUGCUUUAAGAGAGGAACGCAGAUGCAUUGUUUCAAUUUAGUGUCAAUUGAUGUAUGCGUUUUAAAAUCCCUUUCUAAGCCAUGGGGCUUCUUCCCCUUUUUUCCUCCGUAAUUUUUCUACCAUAUCUUUAAUGGCUUCCCACCAUGACUUGUGAUAGAAAGGUGUGCUUGUCAUGCUAAUGCCGUCCUUGAAAAUAAAAUCUUGACUCAGAGAGAAGCGGUGUGAAUUUUGGAGGGGUAGGUUGAGCCCUAUAAGGGAUAAAGACACAUGAAGGGUGAGGGUGGGAGAUCAAAGAGGAAAAGAUGACAGGAAGAAGUGGAUGAGGCUUAGAUGUAAAGCACUGUAAUGUACUGUAAAUGAUUUAGUUGGACGUACAUGAUCAUAACUGUGUCCAAAGCAGGACAAAACGAACUUUUUCCAAAUGUAUCUGUUCACAAAAUUACCGACACCCAGUCCAGCACGCCUCCUCACGGGGAAAAACAAUGCACAAGUCUAGACCUGCACUGGAUAUGAAAAUAGAGCCCUUAUCGCGGCCUGAUUUACCACCACUUGUCCGCUCAACUACCUCCUCCUCUCCUACUUAGAAAAGGGGGUUGGUGGCGAUGAUUGAAUCUGAAGUUGUUGCUUUAUGAAUUCUUCACCUCUAUCUGCGGGACCUCUUUUGUUCCAAGAGGUUGUGUAGAUUUUGCCACAGUACAUUAUUUAAUAAAAUCUCAGUUUUUCCUCAAGUUACAGCUAACCCUAGUCUAAAGCAAAGUGUUUUUUCUUAAAAAUCGAACUGAGACAUUUCAAUUUGCAAUGUAAACAUUCACUUUUACUUGUUGUCUUCUCAAUCAAUGCCCCCUGCCGUGCU
This is a messenger RNA of Corythoichthys intestinalis (scribbled pipefish), 12386 nucleotides long. Its product is annotated as adhesion G protein-coupled receptor A1. The coding region runs from base 444 to 4679 and encodes 1411 amino acids. Gene Ontology annotation, biological process: cell surface receptor signaling pathway; G protein-coupled receptor signaling pathway. The record is from RefSeq and is a predicted model, not a curated record. Lineage: Eukaryota; Metazoa; Chordata; Actinopteri; Syngnathiformes; Syngnathidae. Gene Ontology annotation, molecular function: G protein-coupled receptor activity; protein binding. Gene Ontology annotation, cellular component: glutamatergic synapse; plasma membrane; postsynaptic density. The transcript has 20 exons.